AUGAUAUUUAGAAUCCUACUCUGGAACACGGAAGGAAACAAGCAAGCACUGGAGGUCUUGUUAGAGGAAGCCAAGUACGACCUCCUGGCGGUGCAGGAGCCAUGGAUCAACAGGGAGACGAAGUCUACGUACUGCCCCCGGAGCAGCAAAUACCACCUGGUGUUCAAGCUCGAGGGGCGAGCAGCGAUAUAUGUGAGCAAGAAAUUCGAGAUCGGGCAGUGGGACUCCGAGGUUUCGGAGAACUGGUGUCGCGUACGGUUCCCAGAGGCGGACCUAGGCCAAGAAGGCCACGGGCUCGAGCUAUGGUCCGUCUACAACCCCCCCAACGGUGAGAACGUACCGCAGGCCCUCCAGGGACGGCCGAGGCCAGACCACCCAGUAGUUCUGGCGGGGGACUUUAACCUGCAGCACCCGCUGUGGGACGAAUUCGGACGCUACGAAAGGGGAGCCGAAGAUCUGUUACAACUAAGCUCCCUGUGGGACCUUACCAUCAGGACGCCGAGGGGAGCAGUUACGCGAGCUCCCCAGGGGCGGCAACGAGGCCGCACGUCAACCAUCGAUCACUUUUGGGCCUCGGAGUGCAUUCAUACGGUAUACUACGGGGAAGAGUGCCGUGGCAAGUCAGACCACUACCCGCAAAUGCUCGAGAUUGGGACAGGGACUGGGCCGAGGCCGGCCCAACCAGUGGGAUGGGCCUGGAAGAAGAUGGAUAGGGGAAGGGCGAAAGCCGAAUUAGCACUGCUCUGCGAGGCGAUGGGCCUCACAGACCCGGGGCCAAAUGGACUGGUGGCUAGAAUCCGGACGACCGAAGGUCUCGGCAGAGCAUUCGACAACCUAGUCGAAUGGCUCACCUGGGUCGCUGGUGAGAGCACCUCUACGGAAGAAGGCCAAUUGCGGCUUCAGCUCUUCUUUGGUGGACCAGGGAAGUGCAACAGGCUGCCCGGGAGGCUAGGAGAGCCGAGAGAUUGGCCAAGGAGACCCGGGCAGAGUACUGUUGGGAAGAGCUCCAGCGAGAGGCUCAAGGACCUCGCCAGGACAACCCGCGAAGCACGGACGAGGGCUUGGAGGAGCGACCUGCAGAAGGCAAGCGAGGCGAGAAAACCUGACCAGAUGUGGAGCCUGGAAAGAUGGGCCAGACGACGGAGCUUUCUACCGCCUGAACCACCGAAACUACCGGCAUUCAAGAAUCCGUCUGGGCAAGUGACGGCUGAAACGCAUGACCAGAAAGCCAACGCCCUGGCCGAGAGGUUCUUCCCGAGCCCCCCGGCCAAUCUCACAGACGUGCAAGACCAAACCUUCCUGAACAGCCGGGACCCGGGCUUCGACGUCUCACAGGCAGUGAAGCCGGCCGAGAUCACGAGGGCGAUAGGAGGAGCGAGCCCCUGGAAGGCGCCAGGCGAGGAUUUGCUCCCGAUGGGCCUUCUGAAGGCGUGCGGAGCACCGUUAGCUGAAGUGCUGGCCCUUCUGGCGACAAGGUGCCUGGAGCUAGGAUGGUUCCCCAACCGUUUUAAGAGGGCGAAGACUGUAGUACUGCCGAAACCAGGAAAGGCUCCGCCGGUGUAUCAGACCCCUGGGGGAUACAGGCCCAUUGCUCUGCUACCAACCCUGGGGAAAGUAAUAGAAUCGGUGGUCGCCACGAAGGUCACCCUAGCGGCAGAGGCCAACGGCCUGCUCCCAGACGAACAAAUGGGAAACAGGGCACACCGCUCCACGGAGCUAGCUGUCCGGCUAGUGGUAGCCCAGGUCCAGGAGGCGUGGAGACACAAGGGUGCGGCGUCUCUAUUGCAACUGGACAUUUCAGGAGCCUUUGACACGGUCAACCAUACCCGACUGCUAGCAACUCUGCGGGAAAUGGGCUACCCGAGGUGGCUGGUCCUCUGGAUAAGAGACUGGUUGACCGGCCGAGAGGCCACCCUCCUUUUCGACGGCAAGGCAGCGACCCCAACGGCGAUUCGGGCAGGGGUCCCCCAGGGCUCCCCGCUUUCACCGGUCCUUUUCAUUCUCUACAUUGCCUCUCUAUACAAGCAGCUGAAGGACGAACAUCCCCACUUGGCUAUUGUGGGGUUUGCGGAUGACACCAACCUCCUGGCUUUCGGCCGAAACCCCGAGGUUAACAUCCGGCAGCUGGAAGGGGCAUGGGAAACGUGGGGAGGCACUAGCCCCGUCAAACCAGAAGGGUCUGCCAGAUUGCUGGGAGUCUGGCUGGACUGGAAACUCAACUGGAAGGCUCACCUGGUGGCGGUGGAGAAGAAGCUGAGGACCCAGAGCUAUGCCUCUGUCGAGGAUCGUGGCAAAGACGUGGGGAAUGGGGCUAGUCUAAAGCACGAGAAGUAUACACAAAGUGCAUCCGGUCGGCGCUGGCCUAUGGCGCAUCAUCGUUUCACAUCCCCACGGAUGUGGGAGGCGAUAAAGAAAGGCAUCACCAAGGCCCUCGGGAAGGCCCAGAACAAGAGCUUGCGGAUCGUGGCGGGAGCCUUUAAGUCUACCCCAAUCCGUAACCUCGAGACAGAGACGUGGGUCCCACCAUUGGACUUGUACCUAAACAAACGGCUUGCCGAUUUCGAAAACCGAUUCCAACGACCCGAUCUGGACGACGUCAAGGCGGCAAGAAGACGGCGGCGAACGUUGUCCUCUCCACCUGCCGCAAGAUACAGCAGAGACUUAGCUCGAGGAGGGGCAACAGGGGCCGACCGCGAACCUUGGGACCCCAAGGGCCUACGGCGGUGGAGAGAGCCGCGGGCACGGUCAUGCGCUGGACGGGGGGAAUCGUCGAUACGGACAGGGUAG
Messenger RNA from Chaetomium globosum CBS 148.51, 2787 nucleotides. RefSeq lists its product as uncharacterized. The record is from RefSeq and is a predicted model, not a curated record. Gene Ontology annotation, molecular function: catalytic activity. The transcript has 2 exons. NCBI's taxonomy places the organism in Eukaryota, Fungi, Ascomycota, Sordariomycetes, Sordariales, Chaetomiaceae. The coding region runs from base 1 to 2787 and encodes 928 amino acids.